UUCCCCUCCCCCAUCACAAGUCAGAAACCCCAGACCUCACAGCAUCUCGAUAGCACAUUGCCUUGCUAGCUCGAGCAACCGAAACCGAGAAUUGUGCAUUGUCAAUCGCAACAAUGGCAUCGGUAACCUCGCAAUCGCACCCACUCCUGCUCGCGACUAGUGCAGCCUACGGCGUGCUAGCCCUAGGCCACACGAUGAAAGGCCUCGAUCAAUUCAAACAUCCAACCAUGAAUACGCUUCCGCUCGUGCUUCGGGGCGCCUCCAAGAUUGGCUGGUACGAAGGCAGUGGAUUCUUUGUGAUCAUGAGCAUCCUCAAUUACAAAUGGUCUCAGGUUGGAGUGUACGACAUAUAUGACAAGAGCAUUGCUGCCAUCUUGACAGGGCUCUUGGCUGCCGCUGGCGCGGCUUAUUGGAAAUCCAACGACAAGCCAACCGCCGUGACGCUGGCUACAGUGGCUAUCCUGCAGGGUCUUGGCGUGAGGAACGGAUGGUACUAUCGCUCUCUUUAGACAAUCGCGUGCUUAGCAGGCCUCAUCGCUAUCAGUGUCACGUCACAUGCAUGAUAUUGUACUUUGGCCAAAGUUUAAGAAAAAGCAAGCAUCAUUACUCCUGAGCCAGGUCUGCUACCAAGGCGCCGUUUUGUACAGAUAAUCCGUGUGAAAUUGUAAAAAAAGCAAACCGUGUAAUGGGGUAUAGAACACUGCCCUGAUGCCGCCCACUAUGAUGAUCCGAAUGCACCGCAUUCAUACAAAAACCCCAGUUCCCAUACCAUGAAUCAUAACCCAUUAUCAAUCCCCCUGCCAGGAGCACCAUUCAUGUAGAGAAACAAGAUGGAGAUGCUGUACACAAGGCCUUGCCUACUUGUUGGCUUUGUUGACCUUGC
This is a messenger RNA of Bipolaris sorokiniana ND90Pr, 883 nucleotides long. RefSeq lists its product as uncharacterized. Bases 114 to 509 code for a protein of 131 amino acids. Lineage: Eukaryota; Fungi; Ascomycota; Dothideomycetes; Pleosporales; Pleosporaceae. The transcript has 3 exons. The record is from RefSeq and is a predicted model, not a curated record.